AUGAAUAUUGAGAAUGAAAAAAAAAAAUUUUUAUUAUCUAGGAAGAAAAUUUCAGUUCCAAAUACAAUAAUUGCUAGAGAAAACGUAUAUAAUUUAUGGCACAAUAAGGAAAAUAUGAAUGUUACUUGCAAUUUUCUAAUCCAUUUGCUUUCCAAACGUUUCGUUAUGACCUUGGGUGUCAUUAUUUGCAAUAUUUGCACUUGGGGAAAUAAGUUAUGUUCACAAUUAGAGUUCAUGGAAAAAUAUUCAAGGAACUUAAGUAAUCUAAACAAACCUGGAAAUAAAUGUAUGUCUCUUUUUUGUAGAGGUCUUUGUGAUCUGUGUAUUGGAAAACCUGUUCUUACAUCUAUUACAGCUAUAACAGUAAAAGAUUUUAAUGAAAAGACUGAUACUAUAAAUGGGAGAGUAGUUGAUAUUGGUAACUUGCUUGAAAAAUGCCAAGAUAAUGUAGAACUAUUACGAGAAGAUGAAUUAGAUAUAAUGUUGUAUUAUUUAGAAUAUAGUGAAGACGUUUGUAAAAUAGAUUUUCUUUCUACAUGGUGGCAAAUUUGUAGGAUGGAAAAAAAUGAAUGUGAUGUUUUUAAAAUGCAAUUAUCAAGGCUUAAUAAAGAAAUAGCAAAAAAAAAUGGUUUAAACACAGAAUUCGGGAAUAAUCUUUUGAAAAACGCAUACGAUGAAUAUGAAAAUAAAGUAAAAAAACUGCAGAGUACUUACAGUAGUACACUUUAUGAUUAUCUUAAUAGAAAAGAAAAAUCACCCGUUGUUUGUAUAGAAAUGCUUAAAAAAUAUAGAACUGAUAUUUGUAAUUUAAGAGAUGAAUUUUGGAAGAAUUCGGAAAAACAUUUUAAUGAAAAAAUGAAGGCAGAGAAACCUGAAAGUGAAACAUAUGAAGAAUAG
Molecule: messenger RNA, 897 nt
Organism: Plasmodium gonderi
Lineage: Eukaryota; Apicomplexa; Aconoidasida; Haemosporida; Plasmodiidae
Product: Plasmodium exported protein, unknown function
Exons: 2
Coding region: 1-897 (298 amino acids)
Source: RefSeq, a predicted model, not a curated record